AACUGAACCCAGACAACGAGAGGGUUAAGGAGAAAGUUAAAGACGAACAGCAGGGAGCCGAAAACGCCCAAGAUUUUAUAAAGCAUUUCUUCUUGUUCUGUGGACAAAAGGACGUCAAAAAAAUACCUGAGGACAUCUGCUUCGAACUCGAACGCCUGCUAGGGCCUUCCGAAAGCUGCGAAACAGUCUGCGAAGAACUACGAAAGAGUGUGAAGGAAUGGAAAGUUGAAAAAAAGUGUAGCGACCCCGAUGCCCUAACCAGCAGCUGGACCAGGUGGCUAGACAUUGUACGCCAACACAUACAGACCAAUGUCACUGAGUGUCGCGGCUUGGUUACGAGACUUAAGUUCCACAAUGUGGAAACUGUUCGGCAGUACAUGGAGAGGGCUAACCCCGCCUACGUGAGGCCCUUGUCAGCCGACACAAUGGCUUUGACAGUCACUAAGAUCAGCCAUGCUAUACGCCCGGAAACGCACAUCCUGGUGAAUCUCAAUCGAUUCAAGGAGUCACAGCAGAGUGUCCUUCGACUUUGGGGACCGUUUUGCAGAUGGCUGGUCCUUGUGGACGACGAUCCAGAGGAAGGUGGACAGUUCUCUAACCUGCUUAGCAAGGUGAGACGGCAGCUAGAAGGUGACCAUCGUCUGAUUGUUGUGUCAAUGAGAGAAGAGGCAUCUUUCCAGGACUCAUUCCGGUGUGGUGACGUCAGUGAUGAGAGCUGGGACGAUCUCCUGCUUACAAAAAUCAGGCUCAAUGGGGCUAAGCGGAAAUGCCAGCUAGAUGAGCUCGUAUCCAGUAGAGCAGAGCUCCAGAACCUGCUAAAACACAGGCUGCCCUGCUUGGUUGCCCUCGCCAAGGACUCAGGCUAUGUGAAGCUGGGCCAAACAAUGGAUCCUCUACCAGCCAACUAUGUGCCACAGCAGUUGGUUACAAGACGGUAUGUGAAGGACGAAUUCUUCUCGUCUCUGGCUGUAAGAGAUGUAUGCAUUAUGGAUAAUAGUACUUAUAGCAUAUUUACUGACAAACUGAGCCACCUUAUGAAGCAUUACAAAGAGUGCAGCUUUGAGGAAUUGGAGGAGUACCUUGCUGCACCUACUUUAAUGCCCAUUUUGGCUAAAGUUGAAAGGACUGAUAUUAUCACUCCUGAGGAGAUACGCAGAAAAUACAAAGGACUACAUGUGUAUGUAGUAAAGCACAAUGAACGUGGGUGGAAUGUACAGAACUUUCUUGCUGGAAGUGGUAGGAUUCGACGCUAUGCCAGAGAACAGAAAUUACAGUUUCUGGAGGCACUGGAUUCCAGCAACAACAUGUUAAUUGUGGAAGGAAGACCUGGAGUUGGUAAGUCAGCCAUGCUGCUGUAUCUGGCUAGAGAAGUGAAACAGAAUAACCCAAGCAGCUGGGUCGUGCAGAUAAAUCUGAGAGAAUGUUACGAGAAGUUUGAGAAGCAUAUGAGUGCUGAGGAAGUCAGGCAACUUCUCCUGCAGAGUGUGGUGACCAAUGAAGGGGAACUGGCUGAGCUGGAGAUCGGCUUGCUCCAGCACUGUCUUCAGAAUUACAAAAACAUGGUGUGUCUGGUGGACAGCUUCGAGGAAGUGUGUCCAGACUACGCAGAGAAGUUUAUUCAGGCUCUGAGGCUGCUCUCACCUCGUCAAGGGAAGCUGGUGGUGACGACGCGGCCGGCCGCUGCAAGGUUGCUAGAGGAUCAUCUGGGAUCGCUGGCACACUCGCUACCUGCCUUCAGUGACAGCCAACUCCAGAAAUACUUUGACCAGUUCCGAUAUAGGGCGCCCAGAAUGCGAAUCGAUACCCUCACAAAGCCACUCAACAAUCUGCUCCGAAUCCCACAGUUGGCUGAAAUAUACAUGGAGCUGGUGGACGCUGGAUCAUAUGAUAUCGUGACUUUGUGUGAAGCCUUUUUCUACAAUAAGCUUAGAAAACUGAACAAGGAACAAUUUGGGGGUAACCUGUCUGAUGCUGAAGAGAGAGAGGAAUUGGAAAACAUAUGGAGGUUCCUCGAGGCCGAGCUCAAGCGUUUAGCACGCUUACUUCUGGAGCGAAAUGAGGAAAUCUCGUUGCAACAAAAGUGGCCGCCUGUCUAUGAUAUCUCUGUGAAAGCUGGAAUAGUGCGUCGAGUCACUGGAGAAAUGCCACUGUUCGUUCACAGGUCUUUCGGCGAAUAUUUUCUCGCCAAGUGGUAUUUCUCAGAUGUCAGCCAAAAUGCGUGUGCAACAGUUUACCGUAGUGCACAUUCAGGGAGGAGCCUUGAGUUUUUCCUGGAAGUCUUUGAUCGCAUGGUGAGUCGGGGGUGCCACCUGCUGAGCGCAGUGCUGGAUGGUGAUGAGAGAAGAGUGAGGGCCCUGCUUCGAGACCCUGAGGGACUGGCAGAGAGAGACACGUGCGGUCGCAAUGCACUUCACCUGGCAGCCGCCCAGGGGGUCGAGUCGUCGCUGCUGCGGCUCUUGUGCGAGCACAUGACGUCCGCCCUGACAGAGGAGGAUAGACUCAUGCACUGGACACCAUUGCAGUACGCAGCCAAAAGAGGCCACUGGGGGGCAGUGGAGGUGCUGCUACAGGCUGGCGCCAACCUCAGCCAACUGGGCAACAUUCAGGAUGCUGUGUCUCUGCUCCUGCUGAAGAGCGGCUUGAGGGUCAGUGCUGUUGUACAGGAUUUGCUUGUGAGAAUUGCAGAAAAAUACGGUCAUUCGAAGGUGCUGAAUAUGCUCUGGAAUAUCUACAGUGGCCCAGAAAGAAGAAGUGCGGAUGUGGACAAUGAGGCCUCUGAGGAUACCAAAGAUCACAAGAGCAAGUCUCGGAGAAGAAGGACAGAACUGCACAGUGCAAUACAGAAUGGAGACGAAGAGAAAGCCAGAAAGCUCAUACGUGCAGGUACAGAUCUCGAAGUCCAGGACGAAAAUGGAGAGAGUGCUCUGCAUUACGGAGCGAAAGCUGGAGUCUGGAACGUGGUGAAGCUACUCAUUGAGGCUGGUGCGUCUCUGGAGGCCCGAGAUGACGGUGGACGGACAGCUCUGCACUGUGCCGCGCGCCAGGGCAGUGGGGUAUGUGCUCGGCUGCUGGUAAGCGCCGGCGCAGAGCUGGACGUUCGGGACCACACCGGCGCGACACCACUGCACACUGCGGCGGAAGCAGAUGCUGACGAGGUCGCCAGAGCGCUCACUCAAGCUGGUGCAGACCUCAAGGCGCGCGACAACGAUGGAAUGUCACCGCUGCACUACGCUGCGCUCCAGGGAAGCGUCAAAUGCGCUCGGUUGCUCGUUCGCAAAGGUGCGAGUGUACACAGGCAGGACAGGUUUGGUGCAACUCCUCUUCACUACGCAGGGGGAGGAAAGGUCGCGGAUGUGGUCAACAUACUGCUCGAGGCCGGGGCGCGACUGCAUCUUCGCGACGAAGACGGAAUGACGGCCUUGCACUAUGCUGCGGACAAGGGCAGCGCAAAAUGCGUUUGGUUGCUCGUUAGUAGCGGUGCAGCCGUGAACGAGCAAGACAACUUCGGCAAGACACCCCUCCAUUACGCGGUAAAAGCGAAUGCGGCAGGCGUCGCCAAGUUACUUAUCGAUGUUGGAGCGUCUCUGAAGGUACGCGACACACACGGUAAGACGGCGUUACACUAUGCGGCACAUAAAGGUGGGGCAGAAUGCGCUUCGGUGCUGGUCAGUGCAGGAGCAGAUGUGAACGUGCGCGACACAGCUGGCGCCACCCCUCUGCACUAUGCGGCAGAGGAAAACGCCACGGCCGUCAUCGAGCUGCUGGUUCAGUCCGGCGCCCGUCCGCACAGCCGCAAUGAGCACGGUGUAACAGCUUUGCACUAUGCUGCGUCUCGGGGCAGCGCAAAAGAUGCCCGGCUGCUUAUCAGAGACAUCGUACACGUGAAUGCGCCAGACAAGGAUGGCGCAACGCCUUUGCACUAUGCUGCACGUGCCGGUAAUACCGACUGCGCUUCACUCCUCGUCCGCGCCGGCGCGGACAUUCGCAUCCAGGACGCAGGCGGCCUGACAGCCCUUCACUAUGCAGCGCGUGCACCUAACCCACAAUGCAUUUUGUUCCUCAUACGGGUUGGAUCGAAUGUGGAUGUACGAGACAAGAAGGGCGCAACGGCACUCCACUAUGCAGCCAUGUCAGACAAGGCGAUUUCUCUCAGCAAGGAUGGACCAAUUGACGGUGCGGCGGAAUGUAUCAAGUUGUUGCUGGCAUCGCGCGCAUACUCGGGCACCAGAGACGAGCAAGGGAAAACCGCGCUGCACUACGCCGUGUCUGCCAGGAAUCUGGCUUGCGUGGCGCUUCUCAUAGAUGCUGGCUGUGAUGCGCUGGCCACAGACAAAAGUGGCGAUGCACCGCUGAACUGUGCUGUACGAGCAGACAACUCAAUAUGCUUCACUCUGCUGCUACGUUCUCUUGCCACAAAUUCGACGUCUUGGAGAUAGAAGUGGGUAAUAAGUAGAGCCCGGAUUUUAUGUUCGAGAGUGAUUUGAUAAACCUGGUAAAAAGGCAAGAAAAAAUGUUUGUGUCGUAACCGACUUAUCUUCCUUCUCCUUUGAGGGGUAUUACACUUGGUCCAUCGAUCCUCCACCUUUCUCAUCCCAUCGGAAAAAUAGGUUCUAGUGUGUUGGCAGAAGAGCCAACACCGUGUUACUAAGGGAGGCCGAAAUGCAUGCGUUUUAGCUCACGCAGGCUGGCGUGAGGAGGGAAGAACUAUACUGACGUGAGGUCUGGAACAUGACAAGGAAUGAGUAUUCAGAAAGCGGACGUAAUUAGUUUGAGACUUAACUUUAAUCCAUUAAUAUUGAACGACGCUCUUGACAGUACAUGAUUCACAAUUUUGUCUGUUCAGAAUUCAUUCUAAUUUCUGAAUAUGGCGCCCUGCUAGGUCGUAGCAAAUGACGUAGCUGAAGGCUAUACUAAACUGUCGUCUCUGCAAAUGAGAGCGUAUGUAAUCAUGAACCAUCGCUAGCAAAGUCGGCUGUACAACUGGGCGAGUGCUAGGGAGUCUCUAGACUAGACCUGCCGUGUGGCGGCGCUCGGUCUGCAAUCACUGACAGUGGCGACACGCGGGUCCGACGGAUACUAACGAACCGCGGCCGAUUUAAAGGAUACCACCUAGCAAGUGUGGUGUCUGGUGGUGACACCACAUUUUCUGUCAAACUCUGCAAAAUACUCGUUGACGAUAAUUUCUUCCCAGCAAGCCAAAGUUUCAAGUUAGGGACCAGUAGGAAAUCGCUUGGAGCUAAGUCUGGUGAGCAGGGUCGAUGAGCAACCAACUGAAAGCCCAGUUAAUGCCCUUUCCUCAUCGUCAUCGCUGAUGUGUGGGAUGGAGCAUUAUCUUCGUGAAAGACCACUUUUUUGCGUGCCAAAAUCGUUCAAAUGGCUCUGAGCACUAUGGGACUUAACAUCUGAGGUCAUCAGUCCCCUAGAACUUAGAGCUACUUCAGUCUAACUAACCUAAGGACAUCACACUCAUCCAUGCCCGAGGCAGGAUUCGAACCUGCGACCGUAGCGGUCGCGCGGUUCCAGACUGAAGCGCCUAGAACCGCUCGGCCACACAGGCCGGCUUUGCGUGCCAACCUUGACAUUUUUUUCAGCAAGCACAAGUUUCAAACGAUCCAACAAUGAAGCAUAAUAGGGUCCAGUUAUGGUUCUGCCUUCUUCCAAAUGGUCUAUGAGUGUUGUUUCCUGAGAAUCCCAUCACCUCACCACCUGACAAAAUUGUCUUUGCCUUCUUUAGUGCGCUUGCACCAGCCUUUGUCCAUUGCUUUGACUGCCAUUUCGACUCUGGUGUGAAAUGGUGGAUCCCGCUUUCAAUAACAGUGACCAAUCGGCGAAAAAAAUCUUACUUACUGGUAUUAAAAAUAGUCAGACAUUGUGUUGAAAUAAUGUGCUGGAUACGCUUUUAGUGGACUGUGCCCAACCGCUGCACCCACCUCGCGCACAGCUUCUUCACAGCCACUCCUCCGCGCAGGCUAUUACGCACUUGCUCAGUGGAGAUACCUACAGUCUCAGCAAUCUCACGAACUUUUAUCCGGCGCUCUUGCAUUACCACAUCAUGGAUUUUGUCCAUGAGUUCCUUUGUGGUGACCUCAGUUGAACAGCGUCUUUCGUCUUUGGUGCUCGUCCGACCACGUUUAAGUUCAUAAAUCCAAAAGUAAAUGGUCUUCGAUGAUGGUGUGGAGGUCGCGCGAACUUUAGCCAGUUCUAUUUUGAUUUGUACAGCAGUCAAGCCCUUCAAAUGAAAAUGUUUAUAACAGCAUAAAACUCGGUUUUCUCCAUUUUCAGUCGCAGUCGACUCACUGACCAAUUCAUAUGGCUGCCAACAACGAACUGUGCACUGUACAUUGUUGAAAUUCUUUAUACGAUCCUUGGAAAUACCAAGCUUAUCAACCAUUAAGGUGCAACAACAAUGUUCCGUUUUUUCAUGGGAAUUUAUCAAUCACACCACCUUUGAAGUAUCAAAUUAAGUAUUAUGUAGUAAACGUGUAUUUAAAAUUUGUGAAAUAUGUAA
This is a messenger RNA of Schistocerca nitens (vagrant locust), 6508 nucleotides long. RefSeq lists its product as uncharacterized. The record is from RefSeq and is a predicted model, not a curated record. Lineage: Eukaryota; Metazoa; Arthropoda; Insecta; Orthoptera; Acrididae. Gene Ontology annotation, molecular function: protein binding. The transcript is spliced from 4 exons. The coding region runs from base 378 to 4436 and encodes 1352 amino acids.